GAGGGGACCUGCUCGCUGCCACAGCCUGAGAGCAUCCUUUUCUUCGCUUUCUUAUCAUCCCCACCAAAACACUAGCAGGAUGACGGAAAAUCAUGAGGAUAGCAUCUCUCUGCUGCCCGGUUUGCGGUAGAAAAUCGUUCCGUUUUCCAUCUGGCGAGCGUUACUCUGCACAGAAGAGCAGACAUUAACAGCCUGUCUGUGGAAACGAGAAGAAUAUAGUUAUCCUGAGCGGAGCGAGCUGGGCUGAGCCUCUAGCUUUUUUUUUUUAGUGUUUUUUUUUUCAAUUUUUUAUUUGUUUUACAAAUUUGCAACAUUUUCAUUGACAGUUUUUUAAUUUUUACAUUUCUCUUCGGCUCCUGCGAAUAAUCAAAAAACCCCAGUGGUGCUCCAGCAAAGAAGAUGCACAGAUACAAGUGUUGGCUUGACAACAUUGAGGUGCCUCAGCCAUUCCUGGUUUAAGACUACUGGCCGAGAUUUCAGCAUCUUGAAGAUCCCCAACCAAGGAGCUCUGCACAUGAAGAGGUAAUCUCGACUGAAAUGUCAGCUGACUCUGUUCUCUACACACAGAUGAAUGUUUGUCACCACUGGGAUCACUUACUGCAUGAAAGUUGGACUGGUUUUUAACACUGGGAUAAUAUAUGACUGCAGCUGCGACCUGAUACUGGAAUAUGAUCACAUGCCCAUAUCAGCAAAGUUCUAUCUACACCGGGGCCUUAUGUAUUAGAUUACAUUGAACUUAUCAUUAGCUCUUAUUUGCCACAUCUACAUUAAAGUACAUUAGUCUCUUGAUCAAGGAGCUCCUGGAGUCCAUUCUGAGAAAAACAUUUUAGUGCUUUUGUCAUGCUGGGAAUCUCAGAACACACCAGAAACAAGCUGGCAGCUCAGACUUUAGCUAACGGUGUAGCCUCCCUGUCCUCAUCAAUGACCCCAUGACCCCUGCAGAAGUCAGAUAGUCGGGUAUCAGCGAACCACAUGUCCUUAUCAGUGAUCUAAUAGCAGCGGAUAUUGCCCCACAUGUCCGUCGGGAUGAGUGCAUGCCCUUAGCCGCGCCACGCCAGCUUUGUCGUGGCUGGCCGUCGCUGGCCGGUCACCUUCCUCGGCCAUGACCCGGUUGAUGUUGGGCCGGACUCUGGAGCGCAUCUGUAAAGGCGUCCUGCUGCUCUGCUUGCUCCACUUCCUCAUCAUGAUGAUCCUGUACUUCGACGUCUACUCGCAGCGCUUCGACCUCUUCAGCCGCUUCAACAAUGGGCGCAACGGGUCCAGGAAUAACGUUAGCGGAGCAGCGGGGAGCGGACAUCAUUUUUACUAUUACAACCUUUCCAGGCCCAAUGCAACAUUAGCCAGCUACAUGGCCACGGGCGAGCAGCUGGUGCCGAGUGCACAGCCCGAGACCAACCAGACGCCUUCCCCGAAGCCGCUGCCACCGUGCCCUGAGAAUCCGCCUGGCCUGGUGGGGCGUUUGUUGAUCGAGUUCAGCUCCCAGAUGACGAUGGAACGAGUGCAGAAAGAAAACCCCAAUGUGACGGAGGGAGGCCGCUACACGCCUCCUGACUGUCGGCCUCGAUGGAAGGUUGCCAUCAUCAUCCCAUUCCGUCACAGGGAAAACCACCUGAAGUACUGGCUCCACUACCUCCACCCUAUCCUUAGACGUCAGAGGAUCGACUACGGCAUCUACAUCAUCAACCAGUUGGGUGAGGACACUUUCAAUCGUGCCAAGUUGUUGAAUGUUGGCUACACGGAGACUCUGAAGGAUGCAGAGUACGACUGCUUCAUCUUCAGCGAUGUGGACCUGAUCCCCAUGGACGACCGCAAUCUCUACCACUGCUAUGACCAGCCGAGACACUUUGCCAUCGCCAUGGACAAGUUUGGCUUCAGGCUGCCCUACGCAGGAUACUUUGGAGGAGUUUCAGGCCUCAGUAAAAAGCAGUUUCUGAAGAUCAACGGCUUCCCAAACGAGUACUGGGGCUGGGGAGGGGAAGACGACGACAUCUACAAUAGGAUCACUCUGAAUGGGAUGAAGGUGUCCAGGCCAGACGUUCGCAUUGGCCGCUACAGAAUGAUUAAACACGAGAGAGACAAACACAACGAGCCCAACCCACAGAGAUUCAAUAAAAUUCAGAACACGAAGAACACAAUGAAAAAGGACGGCAUCAGUUCUCUGACCUACAGAGUGGUUCAGGUCAAGAGGUACCCUCUCUACACAAAUAUCUCUGUGGAGAUCGGCAAACCGCCACCUAGGCCUAUUAAGGGCUAAAAAGAGAGAGUGACAGAGAAGAAGAAGAAGAGGAGGAGGAUGCCCAUUGAUUUCAGUCAAGAGAGGGGGAAAAGAUGAGUUUGAGGAGAGCUUCAUGGAUGGAAAUAAAGAGAAGACAUAUCCUAGACAGAUGUGGGAGUGGAGGAGAGAGGGAAAAGUCACAAGCACACCAUAGUCUCUCUCUCUCUCUCCUCUUCUUUACCCAUUUCUCUGUUUCUUUGAGAUUUCAGCUUGCCAUUUCUGUAACCAGGACUCAGGCUCUUUCCACCUACGACUUUUUUCAAACAGCCAAUGGCAGGCUUCACACCUCCUACCUUUACUUCAGAAUUCAAAAGUGGGGACCAAAGUUGAAAUAUCAGUCACUAACAAAGGUUGGCAUCCAACUUGGAGCUGAAACUUGGAGGCUUUCUAUUAACAAACAGUGAACUGGAGGACAUCCAAUGGCAUAUUGACAGGGGAUGUUGACAGGAAGUAUUGCUGAGAGAUUAGAGAUGAGAUGAUAACAUUCUUUGAAACUUUGGAAAGUUUUCAAGGCCUUUUCCAAAACUCCGGACAGCAUCCAAGGUCAUAAAAACCAAUGACUGUAGCCAUGAGAAAAAUGAGCUUACCACAUGGAUACUAAGACAAUGUGAGUGACAAAUGGAUACAAGAUGUGGUACCUGCUGGUUGGGAAAUGAAAUAUCAGGAAAAGAAAUGGACCUGGUGCGUAGCGAACCUUACAAACGCCAUCAAAGACGUCACCUUCCAAGCAUUUACAGUGAUGGUUGGUAGAAGAAGGUUUUCCAUUUGAGGCUAAGUGACAUAACAUGAUGACAUGCAGUGAUGGUCCAUUGAAUUGUAUCAGAUAGUUUGCAUAUCAAAGAUAUCAGCUGACUCUUAUCUUUAAAAAUGCUGAUAUUGGACAGUUCACAUAUUUACGUGUUUUUUUGUCAGGGAGUCACCUGUCUGGAUCUAAUUACUCAAUCAAAUCCGGUAUCAAUUAAUGAAUGUGUAUUGUGCCUGCAUCUACCGCAGAAGACUAAAACCAACGCUGGGACACGCUGACGAAACGUGUUUGAUCAUCGUCAACAGCAACAAACACCUGAGAACUCUGUUUUUGUUCUCUUUUUUAUAUAUAAAUUAAAACUUCAGAAACGGAUUUAUUGGAGUGACGUAGAAGUUCUGCAAGAUAUGAAAAGUUUUCUCCGGUGCUGAAUGCAGUUUGCUAGAACUACCUUGGGAAUGCGAUUGAUAUCAGAUUGAGGAACUGAAGACAACAAGCCAGAUAUAUACUGACAGCUCAGUUAUGAUUUUAACCCCAUGUGGCACAUAUUGGAGGUUAUGUUUCUGGAAACUUAAUGUUUUUUCACUCCACUUGAAGAAAGAUGAAGGUUAAUUAUGGUGAUCUGUGCAUUAAAGAUCCUUUUUUGUUGUUUCUGCAAAAAUAUAAAAGAUGCAAAUGGGCUUCUUCAUUGGUCUUUAGGGUAAGGAUUUGUUUAAGUCAAUAUAUGCACUUUUUUAUUAGAAGAAUUGACAUAUAAUCUAUUUUCUGAACAUAUUUAGGAGCACAGAGGGAUAAACAUCAGAAAUGAGCUGUCAGGAUAGACUCAUGGCUCAUGUUUUUUGUAGGCAGGAAGUUGUGGGAACAAAAGCUGACUCUUGUGAGAAGAAAUGCCUUUUCAAGGUCAUUUUUUAGCCUAUAAUAAAACCUGAAAGUCAGAUUUUUUUAAAUUAUCACAAGUCACUAAAACUCUAUUAAUACUAUUACUAUACCAUUUUCCCGCUAUCUGUUUCUCUCAAUAUUUAAGAAAAAGACUAUCAUAUCCGGGAGGAGGAAAUUAUAAAGUCGUACUCUCCUGCUGUUGGAAAUUAUGAAUUUUAAGGCAGUAAUGAGACAUUAUUCUUUGAGCAGUUUGAUUGACGUUUCUAUUGCUGCUUCAGAAUUUAUCAUCAUCAUCAUCAGAUGUCAGUUUUAUAUGGUAAUCUAUUUUAUCAUACUUUCAGACUUCAGAGGUGAUGGGCUUAAUGAAUCAAACAUUCAGAGUUACAUUUUUUUACUGAAACUGUUUGAAUUUUAAAACUGUUUAUUGUUUGAUGAGUUUCAUAAAGUUUCCCUUUGUGACAGAUAAAAUAACCAAAUAUCUGAUUAUGAUUCCCUCCAUUAUCAUAUUGAAGCCUUUGACUGUUUUAUGCUUUGAUACAUCUAAUUCAUCAUUCUUCUCCCUUUGUUUUGUUCCUCCUUGUAUCUACUUUUGAUGCUGACGCCUAAAUGCCAAACUGAUGCCUUCAGUAAUUAUCUUAACUAAGGGGCUGGGAAGGUUAUUUUUAUUAUCUUUAAUUCACAUCUCAUUCUUUUUCGGGGGUAUGAUGUGUGCUUUAAUAUGAGUAAGAUAGUUAGAUUUCACAAACAUUUUAAAGAAUGAAAAACCUACACAACACAUUUCCUACUUCCUACAUUUGCAUCAGACAGCUAACAUAUUGAAGAUUCGUGUGCUGUUUGGAUUUUGUAUCAUGCAGAGCAAAUUUGGGCUUUUAUCCUGGCGAAAAUUGCGUAUUGUUGGCCUUAUCCUGAUCAGCCUUGAGGCAAAAAUGUUCCCAUCUGUUUGGCUCUUCAUUAUCUUCGCCUCAGGCUUGUUGGAAGGUAUGAUUGCGUCUCUCUUCAUCACACACUCCCAGACACACAUUCACAGUCUUCCCUGUUUUUUGCAUCGUCUCCCCUUUCAUUGCCUUUUCUUUCUUACUCUGCCAGUCAAGUCUCUAUGUGUCAAUGGCACACUGUUGUGCUUUGCGGUGGGCCCACUUCAGGCACAGCUGUGGCUCACAAGAGCGUUUCUUCUUUCAAUAGAUAUCGACAGGGCCUCUCUUUGUGUUUCUGAGUCUAUGCCAGUCACUGUAUCUUUACUUUUCCAUCUAUUCUCUCCCUCACAGAACACAUCCCCAUUGGUGAAUCUCUGUCUCCCCCUUUGUUUUUCAUUCUGUCCCCCACUUCAUCAGAUUCUCUUUUUCCACUUCACCCUCCCCGCUGUUAUACUCUCCUGGUGUGAGUUUCAGUAUCCUCAGUAGUCACACUACACAUGGAGAGGUCAAUACAAUCUCUCCUCUAUACUGUUUACAGCUUACUCUGUGCAAUACAGUUUCCUCCGCCUCUACAAUAUUUGACAAGCCACUGUUUUAAAGUGGGAUAUGAGGUGAUAAAAAUGUUUUAAAGGAAUAGUUUGACAUAUUAAUACUACUCUCAUAUCUGUAAAUGUCGAGCUUACUGUUACAGCCAUUAGCCAGUUAGCUUAUGUUAGCAUGAAGACUGGAGACAGGAGAAAACCAAGCCCCCAGAGACAGUGCCAGGCUUUGACGCCAAUUUGACAUAGUGGCCAAACCGUGUAAUUACAACAUCACAUGAUGCUAUUGGGCCCAAAAAGACUU
Molecule: messenger RNA, 5653 nt
Organism: Thunnus maccoyii (southern bluefin tuna)
Lineage: Eukaryota; Metazoa; Chordata; Actinopteri; Scombriformes; Scombridae
Gene: b4galt2
Product: UDP-Gal:betaGlcNAc beta 1,4- galactosyltransferase, polypeptide 2
Exons: 8
Coding region: 1103-2254 (383 amino acids)
Biological process (GO): carbohydrate metabolic process
Molecular function (GO): glycosyltransferase activity
Source: RefSeq, a predicted model, not a curated record